AUGUUGCAGCAAUCGACUCCGCUAGUCCCAUGGCUGGACGUAGCACCGAGGGAGAGUGAUCUCUCGGCCUGGUUCGACUCGCCUUUGGGCAAGGCCAUUGCCAAGUCUGCGCCGCUCAUUGUGGCGCCGAAUGCGAUGUCGAUCGCCGCUGCCCACCAGGCGCCUGCGGUGGUCGACCUGACCUUGCCUGACGUCUCUGCGUCGUACGACUUGGCCAUCGACGUGCUCAACCAGGGCGCCGAGGCUGUGAUUGUGCGUAAUGACGACGCCUCGCUGCUACAGGCGCUGGGCACAGACGUUAUCGCUUCGCGUGUCAUUGUCGCGAUGCCCGACACCAUGGCACCCCCGACGCACGCCGCGGGUGUGCGUCUGGACGUGGAUCGCAUCGACGCUUCGUCCAUUCAAACCUUUGUGCGUGCGAUGGAGACCACAGUCACGGGCCGUGGCGUGUACGUACGUGCCCCUAUCUCGUCGCUCGACGACGUACGUACACUCGCUCGUCUGUCGGCCACGGCGGUGGUGCCUACCUCGACCCUGUACUUGGACCAGUCGACCUCUGCUGCCUCCAUCGAGUAUGUUGAGGCGCUGCUGUGCGCCAUUGAGUCGGACCGUGCCGAUGGCCUGCUUCCGACGCUGGUCGUCUCAGAUACGUGCUCCGCCGCGUUGGGCUUGGUGUACUCGUCGUUGGCGUCCGUGCGUGCCUCGCUGACGACAGGCUCGGCGCACUACCAGUCGCGCAAGCGCGGUCUAUGGCACAAGGGCGCCACGAGUGGCGCUACGCAGGAUGUCGUGCGGAUUCGUUUGGACUGUGAUCAGGACGCCUUGGAGUUCCGUGUGACGCAGCACACCGGUCAUCGCUCGGUGGGCUUCUGCCACCUGACCGAUCGCGAAUCGUGCUUUGGUGGCCUGACGGGGCUUGCGAAGCUGGAGCAGACGCUGCGUGCCCGCAAGCACUCGGCGCCGGCUGGCUCGUACACGGCCCGCCUGUUCAACGAUCGUGAACUGCUGGGCGCCAAGAUUCGCGAGGAGGCCCAGGAACUGAUUGAUGCCACAGAUGCGACGCAUAUUGCCUUUGAAGCGGCGGACCUGCUGUACUUUGCGCUUGCGCGGUGUAUUAGUGCGGGUGUCGGCCUCGCGGACAUUGAGCGUUCCUUGGACCAGAAGAGCAAGAAAGUGACGCGCCGUCGUGGGGAUGCAAAGCCCGCGUACACCUCGGCCCCGUCGUCGUCUGCCGCGCCUGCGGCAGCAGCCGAGGCCAAGACGCUCGAUGCGUCUGCACCGAUUCGGCUGCCUGUGCAUCGCCUGUCGGCGACCUCGGCAGAGAAGCAGGUCGAGUUGCUGCGUCGUCCUGCGAUUCGGACCAGCCAGGUGAUGGAGCGUGUGCGUCCCAUCUUGGCGGACGUCAAGGAGCGCGGCGACGCGGCCGUGCUGGAGUAUACCGCGCAGCUAGAUCGGUGCCAACUACAGAGCACAGUACGUCAUCCGCCCUUCCAGACGGAGGCGGAUCGCGCUGCGAUGCCGGAAAGUGUGCGUACGGCUAUUGAUGUGGCGUACGGCAACAUCCGUCGCUUCCACGAGGCGCAGCGGACCCCGUCGCAAGGCCCUACGGCUGGUGUGCAUGCGGCCUGGGCGCCAGAGGACCAUGUGAUGGAAAUCGAGACGAUGCCUGGCGUGCUGUGCACGCGUUUCCCACGUGCGAUUGAGCGUGUCGGUGUGUACGUGCCUGGUGGCAGUGCUGUGCUGCCGUCCACGGCGCUGAUGCUGGGUGUGCCUGCGCAGGUCGCAGGGUGCCAAACGAUUGUGCUUGCGACGCCGCCUCGCUCGGACGGCUCGAUUGCGCCGGAAGUGUUGUAUGUCGCUGACAAGGUCGGCGUCUCGUGCAUUGUGUGUGCGGGCGGUGCGCAGGCGGUAGGUGCGAUGGCGUACGGCACGGCGAGUGUGCCCAAGGUCGAUAAGAUUGUCGGCCCAGGCAACCAGUACGUGACGGCGGCCAAGAUGCUCGUCCAGAACGAAGUGGAUGCGUUGGUCUCGAUCGAUAUGCCGGCAGGUCCCUCGGAGGUGCUGGUCGUGGCAGACAACGAUGCGGAGCCGCAGUUUGUGGCGUCUGAUUUGCUGUCGCAGGCCGAGCAUGGUCCUGAUUCACAGGUGGUGCUGGUCGGCAUUGCUCUGAGCGAUGCCAAGCUGCAGGCCAUUGAAGACGAAGUCGAUCGUCAGGCGCGUGCGUUGCCGCGAGUCGAUGUGGUGCGGCAGGCGAUUGAUAAGAGUGUCACGAUACUUGUCGACACGCCGGAAGAAGCGAUGGCGUGGAGCAACCGGUACGCGCCUGAGCACUUGAUUCUGCACAUGGCCAACGCGGAAGAGGUCGUGCCGAUGGUGCAGCAUGCUGGCAGUGUGUUUGUGGGCCCAUGGACGCCAGAGAGCUGUGGCGAUUACGCUUCCGGGACCAACCACACGCUGCCUACGUAUGGCUACGCGCGGCAGUACGGUGGCGUGUCCACCGGCACGUUCCAAAAGUACAUUACGGCCCAGACCAUUGCGGCGGAUGGUCUUCAGCAGCUGGGACCGCAUGUCGUUACGUUGGCCGAGUGUGAAGGGCUGGAAGCGCACGCGAAUGCCGUGCGUGUGCGUCUGCAGAAGAUGCGUGCAGCAUAG
Messenger RNA from Malassezia pachydermatis, 2652 nucleotides. RefSeq names its product histidine biosynthesis trifunctional-protein. NCBI's taxonomy places the organism in Eukaryota, Fungi, Basidiomycota, Malasseziomycetes, Malasseziales, Malasseziaceae. The record is from RefSeq and is a predicted model, not a curated record. Gene Ontology annotation, biological process: L-histidine biosynthetic process. Gene Ontology annotation, molecular function: histidinol dehydrogenase activity; metal ion binding; phosphoribosyl-ATP diphosphatase activity. Bases 1 to 2652 code for a protein of 883 amino acids. Gene Ontology annotation, cellular component: cytoplasm. The transcript has a single exon.